Messenger RNA from Abrus precatorius (Indian licorice), 2349 nucleotides. Its product is annotated as RNA polymerase sigma factor sigF, chloroplastic-like. Gene Ontology annotation, biological process: regulation of DNA-templated transcription; DNA-templated transcription initiation. Bases 239 to 1960 code for a protein of 573 amino acids. Gene Ontology annotation, molecular function: DNA-binding transcription factor activity. NCBI's taxonomy places the organism in Eukaryota, Viridiplantae, Streptophyta, Magnoliopsida, Fabales, Fabaceae. The transcript has 9 exons. The record is from RefSeq and is a predicted model, not a curated record.
AAUCCAUAGUCGGAAAAUGAAACAAUUCAGAGGUCUGAAAUAGGCUACGUCUCUUCAAAGUUCUUUCCUUCUGCUUUAUCCAUAUCUAUCCAAAUAGCAACCUUCCCAUCAUCAUGCCAAAUAAACUACACUUUCAUUUCUCCUACACAAUGAGCACACUGCAACCUACUUCUACUACUACUGCUACACUAUCUUCUUAAUGUAGCAUGUGUUACAUUCUCCUUCUUUCUCCUCAGCUAUGGAAUUUGCAAGGAGCAUGUUUUGUUCGUCUCCACCGUUUCCUCCAAAAACUCAUCAUUGGAACACUCUUCCUUCGUCUUCUUCUACUUCUGUUUUGAUGCUUCGCGAACAAGCUUCCCCUACAGUUGCCUCUUGGUCUUCUAGUAUUUCAGCACAGAAUUUUCCUACCUCAGUUCUUUUACAAGAGCAGCGUGAUGAAUAUAGGCCUCUGUUGCACAUGUCUAAGGAAGACAAGUCAUCGCAGGCAAUUUUAAAUACAAGGCAGAUGGAUAUGGCCUCGGUUCAUGAAACGAAUAACAUUGUCAAUACUGAUCAGGUAGUGCUUGACUUUAGGAAGCACCUGCAUCUCUGGCCUCGUUUACAGAGCUUAUUAACUUCCCCACCAACAGGAGAAAUUGCUGCUUCAUCAACUCUACAGCAUGUUUCUAUCGACGCAGAGAGGCCUACAGAUGGUGUGCAAUGUAAUGGAGUUUCUCUUGCUAAGAAAGCUUUGUCUGGCUCAAAACAUGCAUCCUCAGUAGUUGAAGACUUGAAAUCAUUUAAAGCUGAUGAUGAUUCAAUUCCUUGUGGUCUGGCCUCUACUAGUUUGGCUGACCCUUCACUUGGAAGCAAUAAAACUGUGAGGUCAACACGGCUUCUAGAGAGACGGUUGAAACAAAGAAAAGUACCUAAGUCAAAAGUUAAAGAUGAUGAAACCUACCUUGCUAGAAAGAAUGAUGCAAAGGAAAGGUUACGCAUGGAAAGGAAGAUAAAUGAAGAAUUUGAUCAAAAUGAUCCCCUGCGCUCGUUCUUGUGGGCUCCUGAAACGAAACAACUUCUAACACUUGAACAAGAAUCUCAAUUGAUUGCACAGAUACAGGACUUACUGAGAUUGGAAGAAUUGAAAACCCGGCUUCAAUCUCAGUUUGGAAGGGAACCAACUAUGGCUGAAUGGGCUGAGGGUGCAGGACUUAACUGUCGAAUGCUGCAUGCACAACUUCGUUGUGGUAACAGAAGCAGAGAAAAACUGAUUCAAGCAAAUUUACGCAUGGUAGUUCAUGUUGCUAAAACUUAUCAGGGGCGUGGUCUCAGCCUUCAGGACUUAUUACAGGAGGGAAGUAUGGGUCUUAUGAAGAGUGUUGAAAAAUUUAAUCCCCUAGCCGGUUGCCGAUUUGGUAAUUAUGCAUUCUGGUGGAUAAGGCAGGCGAUAAGGAAGGCUGUAUUUCGACAUUCCAGGACAAUCCGUCUGCCGGAGAAGGUAUAUAUCCUAUUGGGAAAGGUAAUGGAAGCAAAGAAGUUGUACAUUCAAGAAGGAAAUCUUCAUCCGACCAAAGAAGAGUUAGCAAGAAGAGUAGGAAUUACAGUAGAAAGGAUUGACAAUUUAUUAUUUGCUGCAAGAGUUCCAAUUUCUAUGCAGCAAACUGUGUGGGCUGACCAAGAUACAACUUUCCAGGAGAUUACUGCAGACACCACAAUUGAAGCCACAGAUGUGAGUGUUGAAAAACAGCUUAUGAGGCGGCACGUGCUUAAUGUCCUAAGUAUCUUGCUCCCCAAAGAAAGGAGAAUAAUCCGGCUAAGAUAUGGUUUUGAGGAUGGCCAACAGAAAUCUUUAUCAGAAAUUGGAGACAUGUUUGGUUUGUCUAGGGAAAGGGUUCGUCAGUUGGAGAUCAGAGCACUAUACAAGCUUAAAAAGUGCCUUAAGAAACAAGGGCUUGAGGCAUACGUAGACUUGCUUAUAUGAGUAGGGUUAAGUAGUUCACAGCUGAGACUUCCGGAAUUUGAACAAUGCCAACAUCCAACUUUUGAAGGCAAAUUUAGUGUUAAAACGUUCUGGGUGAAGACAAUCCAGAGAGGCCUAGUGCUCCAUCAAGAAAAUUGAAGUGCCUAUGUAUCAAAGAGGAGAUGAGGGUUAUACAAUCGUGAACACGGGAAAACGUUGAAAUUAUCUUUAUUCUUAAAAAAGAUUUUUUAACAUUACAUAAAUAAUAUCUUGUAUACGGCCUGACUUGUAUUCUAAGAUUAUUUUGAUUUAGUUUUCAUGAUAACGUAUUUUGCUUGGAAAGUUACAGUUUUACAAUAUAAACAAACAUUAAUAUCUUCACGUAUAAUGAGCAAGUAUAUUGACUGUCC